Triticum aestivum (bread wheat) is the source of this 1769-nucleotide messenger RNA. Its product is annotated as GDSL esterase/lipase At1g09390. Lineage: Eukaryota; Viridiplantae; Streptophyta; Magnoliopsida; Poales; Poaceae. Bases 136 to 1455 code for a protein of 439 amino acids. The record is from RefSeq and is a predicted model, not a curated record. The transcript has 5 exons. Gene Ontology annotation, molecular function: hydrolase activity, acting on ester bonds.
GAGCUCGCUAAAUAACACUGUAUAUAAACAACACACACAGACACAGACUGAGAGACAGACAAGAGUCGCACAUCAGAGAGCACGGAGGGAGAAGACCGACAGCCAGCGGCAGUGGCUAGGUAGACAAGGCCAGCCAUGGCGAGCGGGCCGAACGGGGGAGGCAAUGGAGGGGGCGCCGGCGGCGGGCUGAUGAAGAACAUGAGCCUGCUGCGGCUGCAGUACUACUGCGUGCUGGGCGCGGUGGCCGGGGCCGUCCUGUUCGCGACGCUCCGCUACAUGCCGGCCGCCAGCAGCGGCGCGGCCCUCUCCACCACCUCCGCGCUCGCCACCGCCGCGGCGCCCGCCGGGGCCGGGUCCGGGGCGGGCGAGCACCGGAAGAUCAAGGGGACGGCGCCGGCGCCCGCGAAGGCGGCGGCCAAGGUGGUGACGAAGCCCAAGGAGGUGGUGGUGUUCAACUUCGGCGACUCCAACUCGGACACGGGCGGGGUGGCGGCGAUAAUGGGGAUCCGCAUCGCGGCGCCGGAGGGGCGCGCCUUCUUCCACCACCCCACCGGGCGGCUCUCCGACGGCCGCGUCGUCCUCGACUUCAUCUGUGAGACCUUGAACACGCACCACCUGAGCCCCUACAUGAAGCCGCUGGGUUCCGACUACAGCAACGGCGUUAACUUCGCCAUCGCCGGAGCGACCGCGACGCCAGGGGACACGCCGUUCUCACUGGACGUGCAGAUCGAUCAGUUCAUCUUCUACAGGGACAGGUGCAACGACUCCAUCACAAGAGAUGAGCCCGCCCCGCUCAACAUGCUAGAUUUCGAAAGAGCUCUGUACACCAUGGACAUUGGGCAGAACGACAUCACUUCCAUUCUCUACCUGCCCUACGACGAGGUGCUCGCAAAGCUUCCCCACUUUGUUGCUGAAAUCAGGAAAGCCAUCGAGAUUCUGCAUAAGAACGGGGCGAGGAAGUUCUGGAUACACGGGACAGGCGCGCUGGGAUGCCUGCCGGCGAAGCUUGCGAUGCCGAGGGCCAGCGACGGCGACCUCGAUGAGCACGGGUGCAUCGCAAAGUUCAACAAUGCUGCCAAGAAGUUCAACACAUUGCUGAGUGAGGCCUGCGACGACCUGCGGUUGCUACUGAAGAAGUCUUCCAUCAUCUUCGUGGACAUGUUCGCGAUCAAGUAUGAUCUCGUCGCCAACCACACCAAACAUGGGAUCGAGAAGCCAUUGAUGACAUGCUGCGGCCACGGAGGGCCCCCUUACAACUACGACCCCAAGAGGAGCUGCAUGGGCGACAGCAAGGACCUGUGCAAGCUUGGCGACAAGUUCAUCAGCUGGGACGGGGUCCACUUCACCGACGCGGCAAACAGCAUCGUGGCAUCCAUGGCUAUCAGCGGCGAAUACUCCGUCCCCAGGAUGAAGCUCACCAGCUUGGUCAAGCCUGCCAAGUCCAAGGCCUCGUAAUGAUGCAUCAAUCCAGUGAACCCAAUGCUUUGGUAUAGGAAUGAUGAAGGUGAAGGUACCACUAACAAGAACUAACCCCCAAUGCGAGUUCAUCGGAAGUCCUUAAUCACAGACUCGCAGCCGCCGCAAAAAAUGGGAUCUUAUUUUUCUUCCUUUCUUUUUCUUUUCCUUUAUGUAUAAUUGAAGUGUGCGUAUAUCCUAGGGGUUAAGUUAAUGCAUAUGCAGGUUGUCUGUGGCUCUGUGCCAUAUAUGAACUUGUCUACAAAAUUCUGAAUUUUCAUCAAUAAAUAUUAAAUAGAGAUGGGUAUUUAACA